Messenger RNA from Amphimedon queenslandica, 1365 nucleotides. Its product is annotated as septin-2B-like. The transcript has 11 exons. Gene Ontology annotation, molecular function: GTP binding. NCBI's taxonomy places the organism in Eukaryota, Metazoa, Porifera, Demospongiae, Haplosclerida, Niphatidae. The coding region runs from base 189 to 1232 and encodes 347 amino acids. The record is from RefSeq and is a predicted model, not a curated record.
AUACUUCCUAUACUACUGACUAGUGGAGGUAGUGAGUGAUUGAAUGUGUGUGUCAUAUUAUCCUGCAUUCCUGAGCUAAGAGGAGGAUCUACUGGCAUUCAUUCCUAAAGGAAGAAAGAGCAGUUUAUACACUUUCUCUGUCUCUCUCUCUUUCUGUGAGGUAGAAGUCUUACUAAGAGGAGCUCAAAAUGUCCAGGCAUCUUGGUUUUCACAAUCUGCCUUACAUGGCCCAUAGGAAGUCAAUGAAGAAAGGAUUUAGGUUCACACUAAUGGUGGUUGGUGAAUCUGGUCUUGGCAAAUCAACACUCAUACAGUCACUAUUUGGCAACUCAAUUGCCACAUCUUCUGCUGCAUCUCACAGCAUCCAGCCUACCACAACCAUUGAGACUGUAACAGCUGACAUAGAACCCUUUGACGACCCGAGAGGUGUUAAGAUGAAACUAACGGUCGUAGAUACCCCAGGAUUUGGCGAAUCAAUCGACAGCUCAAACUGUUGGCAGCCAAUCGUUGAUUUCAUCAAUCAGAAGUAUGAUCAGUAUUAUGAAGAUGAGUCCGGUUUCAAUCGACCAAAUAUUGAGGACAAUCGCGUCCACUGCUGCCUUUAUUUCAUCAAUCCAAGCUGUCACCAGCUCAAGCCAUUGGAUAUUAAGUGCAUGCAGGAGCUCCACAAAUUGGUCAAUGUAGUACCUGUCAUUGCAAAGGCUGAUACUCUCACAGACAUUGAAAAGAAGAAACUCAAAACUAGAUUACUGAAUGAGAUAAAUGAGAAUGGGAUACAGAUAUACACUGGACAGAUUGAGGAAGAGGAAGAUUCACCAGAAAUAUUUGAAAUAAUGAAUGCUAUCCCAAUGGCAGUUGUUGGUAGUACAGAGUAUCAUCGUCUUGCUGGUGAGAAAGUGCGAGGCAGAUCAUAUCCAUGGGGGCUGGUCCAAGUUGAGAAUAAAGAUCAUUGUGAUUUCCUCCUGUUGAAGAGCAUGCUGAUCAACACUCACAUGCAGGAUCUGAAAGACUGCACUCAAGACAUUCACUAUGAGAACUUUAGAAAGAAAAAACUGAAGCAAGAGCACAGCGACUUGCAGCAGUUUAUAGGAGUAACCAGUGGAGGAGGAGCAGGAGGUGGUGAUGCUAUGCUGCUAGCUAAAGAGAGAGAGAUUGAAGAAAUGAAGCGGCAAAUGGCAAUGCUGCAAGCACAGCUGCAACGUGGAGGAGCAGGGAACCCCAGGGUGAUGUAAUGGAGCAAGAAAUUCAAAAACAAUACAUGAUUAUACUGACUCAAAUCCUUAAUUAUUAUUACUUAUCAUCAUAGCACAAUAGGUUUGUAUAAAUGCAUCAUUCCAUUCACACUCAUUCAUUAUCUGAGCUCAA